This is a messenger RNA of Pteropus alecto (black flying fox), 5154 nucleotides long. RefSeq names its product GRB2 associated binding protein 2 (gene GAB2). NCBI's taxonomy places the organism in Eukaryota, Metazoa, Chordata, Mammalia, Chiroptera, Pteropodidae. The coding region runs from base 36 to 1979 and encodes 647 amino acids. The transcript is spliced from 9 exons. The record is from RefSeq and is a predicted model, not a curated record.
GGAAGAAACGCUGGUUUAUCCUGCGGAGUGGCCGCAUGAGUGGUGACCCAGAUGUUCUGGAAUACUACAAGAAUGAUCACUCCAAGAAGCCCCUGCGUAUCAUCAAUCUCAACUUCUGUGAGCAGGUGGAUGCAGGCCUGACCUUCAACAAGAAGGAACUGCAGGAUAGUUUUGUGUUUGACAUCAAGACCAGUGAGCGUACCUUUUACCUGGUGGCCGAGACCGAGGAGGACAUGAAUAAGUGGGUCCAGAGCAUCUGCCAGAUCUGUGGCUUCAAUCAGGCUGAGGAGAGCACAGAGCCCUUUCUCCUAUUCACAGACUCCCUGAGAAACAUUUCCUCAGCCAGUCAUGGCCCCCGCUCCUCUCCAGCCGAGCUUAGCAGCUCCAAUCAGCACCUACUCCGAGAACGGAAAUCCUCAGCCCCGUCGCACUCCAGCCAGCCGACCUUGUUCACGUUCGAACCUCCGCUGUCAAACCACAUGCAGCCCACCUUGUCCACCAGUGCGCCUCAGGAGUAUCUCUACCUGCACCAGUGCAUAAGCCGGAGAGCAGAAAAUGCCAGGAGUGCCAGCUUCUCUCAGGGCACCAGGGCCUCGUUCCUCAUGAGGAGCGACACAGCCGUACAGAAACUUGCCCAGGGUAAUGGACACUGUGUCAAUGGGGUCGGUGGUCAAGUCCAUGGCUUCUAUAGCCUCCCCAAGCCAAGCCGGCACAAUACAGAAUUCAGAGACAGUACCUACGACCUCCCUCGGAGCCUGGCCUCCCAUGGCCAUACCAAGGGCAGCCUCACAGGCUCGGAGACAGAUAAUGAGGAUGUGUACACCUUCAAGACACCCAGCAACACCCUGUGCCGGGAGUUUGGGGACCUCCUGGUGGAUAAUAUGGAUGUUCCGGCCACUCCACUCUCAGCCUACCAGAUCCCUAGGACAUUCACGCUGGACAAGAACCACAAUGCCAUGGCAGUGGCCACUCCUGGGGACUCAGCCAUAGCUCCUCCACCUCGGCCCCCCAAGCCAAGCCAGGCAGAAACACCUCGAUGGGGCAGCCCUCAACAGAGACCUCCAAUGAGUGAAAACAGCAGAUCAGUUUCUGCCGCUGCCACCAUUCCCAGGCGCAAUACCCUCCCUGCGAUGGACAACAGCCGACUUCACCGAGCUUCUUCCUGUGAGUCCUACGAGUACCCCCAGCGUGGUGGAGAAAGUGCAGGCCGGUCUGCAGAGUCCAUGAGUGAUGGAGUCACUUCUUUCCUGCCAGGAAAAAUGCUUGUAGGCCGAUCGGAUAGCGCCAGUUCCGAAGACAACUAUGUGCCCAUGAAUCCAGGUUCCUCCACCCUGCUGGCCAUGGACCGAGCAGGCGAUAAUUCCCAUAGUGUCUACAUCCCCAUGAGCCCAGGGCCCCAUCACUUUGACCCGCUUGGCUACUCCUCUACAGCCCUUCCUAUGCACCGAGGCCCCAGCCGAGGGACUGAGAUCCAGCCACCCCCUGUCAACCGCAACCUCAAACCUGACCGGAAAGCAAAGCCAACACCACUUGACCUGAGAAACAACGCUGUCAUCGAUGAGCUCCCCUUCAAGUCACCUGUCACCAAGUCUUGGUCUAGGGCCAUCCACACCUUCAACUCCAGCUCCUCCCAGUACUGCCGCCCCAUCUCCACACAGAGCAUCACCAGCACAGACUCAGGAGACAGCGAAGAGAACUACGUCCCUAUGCAAAACCCAGUGUCUGCAUCUCCCAUUCCCAGUGGCACCAACAGUCCAGCCCCUAAGAAGAGCACUGGCAGCGUCGAUUAUCUGGCCCUGGACUUCCAGCCAAGCUCUCCAAGCCCCCACCGCAAGCCAUCCACGUCAUCUGUCACUUCUGACGAGAAGGUGGACUACGUUCAAGUGGACAAGGAGAAGACCCAGGCCCUGCAGAGCACCAUGCAGGAGUGGACAGACGUGCGGCAGUCCUCGGAGCCUUCCAAAGGCGCCAAGCUGUGACGUGGGGGCCCGCCAAGCCUAGAGAGGGGCCCAGAGGCACCAAAGCUGGUUCCUCCCCGUCUCCCCUUUCUCCUCUCCCAUUGCCCGCUCCGGCCCAUCCCUCUCCACUCUGCCGCUCUGGCCUUCAAAGCACUUGACAUCAGGGACCCUAAACCUUUUCCCUGGGAGGUAAGGACCUGAUUGAGGCACUUCCUCUGCCCACUUGGGGCCCACCUUUGGUUUCUAUCAGUAAUGGCCAUGCCUCUACCCACCUUAGUUAGAGCUAUUGCCAAAAAGUAUCCUUCAGCCUCUUCCUGCCCUUUAGACCUGAGUAUCUAUCAGACGUGCGGAGGUUGGAGUUGAGGAUCUGAGCCAGAUUCCACAACUCACGUUCCCUCACAGCCCUCAGCCCCCUCCCCUGGGCUACCUCCUCCAGUCCUGUAAGAAGCCCGUCAUCUCACUGACCAGGGAGACAAGGACCAGCAGACCAAAGCGGACAUGGAUGUCCGUUCCAUCUGUCUCAGCGGGGGAGAGGCAAGGCCACCAAAAGAUGGAAGAGUCGAGAAAGAAGGUUAGAGGUGGUCUUCAGAAGGGCAGUUGAUACCUGCAGUGGCCCCCACUUUCAGCCAAGUGGCAGUGCAGCUUGUUGUGAGGUGGGAGAGACAGAAGGAUGAGGACGAAAGGAAGGGAAAACUGAGGAAGAUGGGCAAACACGGAGCAGGGCUCAGAGCCCAGGAGCUGGGGAGACAAGGACCGAGGGCUCGGGCCCCUGGACUAUGGAGCCACAGGCCCAUCUGGUGCUCUGGGACAGGGAUUAUAUGCAAGACUUCCCCAAGUCCCCACCACCUGAGGGCGCUGCACCAGAGAAGGCUCAGACCGUGCUGGGUGGUGCAGUGCGUGCUGUGGGAGUGCCAGCAUGGAGAGGGAGGCAGGUGGAGCUGUGCAGAGUGUGGGAUGUAAGAGAGAGGGAGCAUGGGGGGCACUGGAGGUCAUGCCAAGACUUAAGGGCAACCCUAGAACAGGAAUGGGCUGGGCAGAGGCACAGGGCAGUGCACGGGACACUGCAUGGGGGACAGUGGAGCAAGUUUCUGCAAGAUGGGCAGUGCAGCAGGGAGAGGCGCAGAUACUGAUGAGAGGAGAGGCAGGCGUGAAGGCCACGGAGCGGAGGACAGCACAGCAAGUGGGGAGACAUACCCAAAGGGCCUGGUGGAGUACCCAAGGCAGUGGCAUGGGGAUGCAGGGCGGGAGAGAAAGUGAUGUGUGGUGUCAGGGGAGCAGCACACGUGGUGGCGUGACGCAAGGGCAGUUCCCAGGACUGAGAGAUGACACGUAAAGCAGUGCAAGGGCCAGAGCGGGGCAGAAUGGAGCUUGGAGGAUGACAUGUGGGAAUGGCUGACGGCUGGUGUGGUGUGGCUAGGGUUUGUGCCAGGUCCCUGAGCAGGUACAAGUGUGGCCUGGUGCCAGGCUCAGAGCGUUUUCUCAAUUCACCUCACCUUCUGUUGCUCCCUCACAUCCCAGGUGCCAUGUUGGACUCAAACCUGGCUACAGGAACAGGAGAGGCCAGGCCUCUCCUCCCAUGGUUUGAAAGGCCACCAGAUCAGCACCAACCUCCACACAUCCCUGGCAGGGACAAGAGGUAGGGCUUCACCCCAGGCUCAAUCCUGAGCCUAGGGAGUGGGGGAUUUGAAUCUUUUAUAUGUUGAAAGUUCCUGACCAACUGUUCUGGAGUUUCAGAGGCAACUGGGGAGACUAGAUAUUUCAUCCUACCCUGAGGGGUGAGUAAACCUUCCUCUUAAAAAAGAAAGACUCUCCACUGUGAUUAGAUGAGGUGGCUCUCGCUCGCCUCUCAGCUUCCCUCACCAGCCCGACGGCCUGACCAUUCCCUAAGAAGUCCCAUCCUGGGAGAAAUCAUUUCCUCAACAGUAGCCCCUUCCUCUUAAUAUUAGUUCAAAUCAACUCAACCAGCAUUUAUUAAUGGCUGCUAUGACCAGGCUCUGGGCUGGGCACUGAGGACACAGGAAUUAAUCAGAAGGUCACAAUCAGUGAGAAAAAAGAUAAGGACACGAGGUAUUGGUAAUGUCCAUGAGAGAAGUAAAAUGCUGAUGUCCCCUUUCCUAAGACAGAAGCACAGCCAUUCUGAAGUGACUGGAGCAUGGACAAAGGAAGUGAGGCUACUUCUCUGGGAGGCUGGUGCCAGGGGCAGGAGUGGGAAGCGGGUAGAGAUCAGAGAAGGUGGUUACUAGGAAAGGAGGUGCCUGGAAUGUGCCAGGUUUUUACAGGGAAGGAGAGCAGUGCUGGGCCCAGUGGAGGAAGAAGCUUUGUGCUUUGGGAACAGAAGACCUUUGGGAGCGUGCGUCCAUGCUGCGGUGUUCCUGCAGGUGGAGUGGUGAUGGUGGCAGGGGCCUACAGUGGGCAGUUUGCUGGUUCACUCUGCCCAGCCCUGAAUGUGUCCUUUUAAGACCCUCUACGAAGGGUCUCAUGUGGCAGAGCUUUUAAUGGUACCACCCCCGUGCCCCCAGCAGGCUACAGGUGGGCCCUGGUAUUGACGCUCUCGGUUCCCAGCCCCAGCAGCUCACCCCCAUUAACCCCUGGGUACCCUAAUAAUGUCAGCAUUUUCUGAACGUGCCAUGAUGUGAAUGAAACUGGUCGGAGUCCCAGAGACUAAGAUGUUCAAAUCUAAUCUGCAAGGAGACCUCCCUUCAGUUCUUGGUUCCUGUAACUCCCCAACUCUCAGGGUGGAGGGGCAAGGGUAGAGAUGGAAGGAAGUAGAAGAGCAGAGGAACUCCCAAACCCCAAAGUGCCGGGCGUUCACUACACACCUGUCAGCUCAGUUUAAAAAACUGAUCCUUUGACCUAUCAGUGGGUCAAAGUCUGCCUCUCCUGGUGGCCUGGCAAGAACAGGGAUGCUUUCUCAGUCCGCAUAGCUCUCACAGGGCUCAUCCCGCCUGGGGCUCCUCACGGAAGGAGCCGUCCUCACCCAGUUCCAGCUCCAUCUCCGCAGAGUUAACAAAAGUAGAGCAGGGACAAUGAGAUAAGAGAGAGCAAGUGCUACAGGAGAUGUGUCUCCCUUGGACCUUGAUUUGCCAGUCUGUGAAAUGGGUGGUUGUAUUAGGUGGUCUCUGGGGCCUCUGAUGUGAACGAUCCUCAGCUGUUUCGCGAGAGAACUACCUGCCCUGUGACUUCUCUCUCAAGGGCC